GAAACGCUAAAGUUAGGUCACGUUGCUGUAGUGAAAGCAACUUGAUUGUCUGCAGUUAAUCGGAGGCGCUGCAGUGCAAUCGGGGAUCGCGUUGCGGAGUGUUUGUGACGUUUCGAACCCAACGAUUUGCUGUCCCUUGUAUAAAUAAAGCACGGGAAAGUGAUACUGGGUAACUACACGGGCAAAAAUGGCGGAAAGUAAAGGAUCCAUGCUCGCCAAAUCGGUACAGAAGCAUGCAGGGCGAGCCAAGGAAAAGAUACUCCAAAAUUUGGGCAAGGUAGAUAGAACUGCGGACGAAAUAUUCGACGAGCACCUUCAAAACUUUACAAGGCAACAGAACGCCGCCAACAGACUGCAAAAGGAAUUUAACAACUACAUUAGGUGUAUUAGAGCUGCUCAGGUGGCAUCGAAAUCGCUUCUGGAAGCGAUAGGCGAGAUUUACGAAAGUCAAUGGACGGGUCACGAUCUUAUGUACGUGCAAACCCAGUCGGUCGACAUGCUCUGGCAAGAUUUUAGUCACAAACUCGCCGACCAAGUACUACUACCUCUGAACACUUACCAAUCUCAAUUCCCAGAAAUGAGGAAAAAGAUCGACAAAAGAGGGAGGAAGCUAGUGGACUAUGACAGCCAGAGGCACAGCUUUCAAGCACUGCAGAGUAAUAUGAAAAAGAGGGACGACGUCAAAAUUGCCAAAGGCCGAGAGCAACUCGAAGAAGCGAAGAGGACGUACGAGAUGUUGAAUUCCGAAUUGCACGACGAAUUGCCGGCACUGUACGAUUCCAGAGUAUUGUUUUUGGUGACGAAUCUGCAGUCUUUGUUUAACGCCGAACACACUUUCCAUUCGGAAGCCGCAAAGGUGUUCGGAGAACUAGACAGCAUCGUCGACAAACUUGCCACGGACAGUCAGCGAGGCUCUUACAGUAUAAAGAAAACGAACGGAUCCGCUAGUUUGCCACGCCCCGUUAGCGUGACGAAAAAUUCGCCCGAGCUAAUCAUAGGCAACAGCACACCGAUGAGGCCGGUCAGUGACGAUAUCACCACCCCCGUGAAACCCCAAAUAAAAUUGGACGUCUCGUCUAACGACGCGUCGCCUCAAAUUAACGACGCCACGCCGUCGCCACCUAACACGCCCGGCGCCAACGAACCCGCGCCUCCAGCUAAAGCGCUAGCCAAUGGCAACACGACCCCAGACGGUAAGACGUCACCUUCGACGGAUUCGUCGAAGGCUACCCCUAAUAACGAGCCAAACGCGAAUACUAACACGAGUCCCGCCGCUUUUGCGCCCAACAGCGAUCGAAAGUUGGAAGAAUUGUACGACAUACCCGCUGGUGCAAGCACGGAAAAUUUACCACCUGGAGUCUUGUACAGGGUGAAGGCCACUUACAAGUACACGAGGGAGGAUGUGGACGAACUAUCAUUUGAAGUGGGGGAGAUUAUAUCCGUGAUCGAGUACGACGACCCAGAUGAGCAGGAGGAAGGUUGGCUGAUGGGCAUAAAAGAUAACGGAGAGAAGGGGAUGUUUCCCGCAAAUUUCACGAGGCCUCUGUAAUCUCUUAUUUAUUUUACGAAUUUAAGAACAAACAUUUUGAAACUACGGAUAUUCUCAGCGUAAUUUGUAGUUGAAUGUUUUGUGCCAGUGCUGUUCUGUUUGUGCAUUUUUUGAUAUUGUAAGCGUGUCGAAUACUCAUAUAUUGUUGAUGAAAAACUAACAAAAGGAAAGAAACUGUCUCGAAAGCGAUCAGGGAAAGUACUUAAACAAUCAGUUUUGACGUAUUCAUAGACAGUAUUAAGCUUGCUCAAUUUUGUGAGGUAAAGCACUUCUCAAGACUCGUAAUUGUAUAUAGGAUUCAUAGAACCGUUAACAGUGCAAGUUAGGCUGAUGAUAUCAUGAAAUGUUUAAAAGUGCCUUAAUGUUUUUAUUUUAUUUUUUGAUUUUACGUUUUGUUUAACAAUAUCGUUUUAUUUUGUAAUUUAUUUGUUAUCUCGUCAGAGAAUCUUUAUUAAUAUAUUAAAAACGAUUACCCGUGUAAGGAUUACUUAUUAUUUGUUAUAGUGCAUUUCUUUACAUGUCUCGUCGCGUACCUAUUUAUAAUAUAGCUCAUAGGUAUAUUUACAAUGCUCGUUUCAAAUUUGGUGCUUCCAGUUACAUAUAUUUUAAAGCCUAAUUGGACAUUUUAUGUAAAAAAAAAUCUCUGGUAUUAUCUAGUCAAAUUACAUUUCGAUUCUUUUCUUCCGCUUGAAUUCACAUUCUAUCACUUGGUCCACAUACAAUUUUUUUUACACUUUUGUUCCUCUGAAUCUAGAGAACUUAAUUCAGUUUAUUUCAAAGUUCUCUUCAGAUGCUGUAUAGGAAAUUUUAGAGAAAAAUUGCCUCUCAAGGAAAUGUUCAUAUAAGUGCCAAUAUUUUUAUAAGGUAAAAUUUUACAUUUCGUAAUCCAUUUACAUUGAACUAUUCGAUGAACAAAUAUAUUUACGAAUUUGGUAAUUUUAUAUAUCGUUUUAUGAUAGUAUCCCUGGAAGGAAUGUUCUUAUACACUUUAGCGUUCUAUACUAUGGUAUAGUUAAAAGAUUUUAUUAGUUUAGAACUAUAUUGUAAUAUUUUAUUAACUGUAACUUCCUUGUAUGUUUGGUUUAUGUUGAAAAU
Molecule: messenger RNA, 2644 nt
Organism: Cylas formicarius (sweet potato weevil)
Lineage: Eukaryota; Metazoa; Arthropoda; Insecta; Coleoptera; Brentidae
Product: myc box-dependent-interacting protein 1
Exons: 8
Coding region: 188-1549 (453 amino acids)
Cellular component (GO): plasma membrane; cytoplasm
Molecular function (GO): protein binding; phospholipid binding
Source: RefSeq, a predicted model, not a curated record